Molecule: messenger RNA, 1616 nt
Organism: Fimicolochytrium jonesii
Lineage: Eukaryota; Fungi; Chytridiomycota; Chytridiomycetes; Spizellomycetales; Powellomycetaceae
Product: Caleosin related protein-domain-containing protein
Exons: 2
Coding region: 186-1268 (360 amino acids)
Molecular function (GO): monooxygenase activity; calcium ion binding
Source: RefSeq, a predicted model, not a curated record
CCCAGAUUCCCCCUCCUGUCCGAGGCCGUUAUGACGUUUGCGGAACCGCAAUCUUAUGGAGCCACGACGUUCUCCACUCUCCACACAGCCAAUACUGUAAGACCGUCUCCGCACUCGUCAGCCGCUCCAGCGUACAGUACAGUACAGUUCUUCAAGCCUCCACAUCCACAUGGAGGGAGUAAGAGAUGGAGAUCCCACCUUCCAUCCCCGCAGUGUCAAAGAGAAUCAAAGCAAAGUCGCAACGAAAACGCACUGACGUGCAAGCCGUAUUCGCCUCGCCGCCGCCAUCUGUCCACGAACCCGAAACUGAACAAGCCCCUGCGCCCACUGAACCCGUCCUCGCCCCAAACACGACGAUGGCAUCUUACGAGCAGCAACAACCACCGGAAAAUGACGCCGACGUGGGUCCCAAACACUCUAGCUAUGGCUCGGCAUCUACUACUACUCGCAGCGGAAACACCGGCGGCAGCAGCGCCCUAGCCGCUGCAGCCUCUAACAGCUCCGUCGCCGCCUACAAAGCGGAGCAAGACGGUAUUCUCGAACGCGCCAUCGCAGCCCGAUCCCCAUCCCACAAAACCUCCACCAACAACGUCAACACCCGCGGUCUCACACCUCUCCAAAAGCACGUUGGAUUCUGGGACCGCAACAAGGACGGUGUUAUCUGGCCUUGGGAGACCUAUGCUGGGUUUUACGCGCUCGGCUUCAACCCCAUCAUCUCUUUCACCUCCGCGCUCGCCUUCCACAUCCUCCACGUCUCAUACCCCACCCACGACUCAUGGGUCCCCAAUCCCUUGCUGCCCGUUACAAUCGCCAACAUCCACCGCGCGAAACAUGGCAGCGACACAGAGACGUACGACACCGCCGGCCGUUUCGUAAACGAAAAGUUCGAAAACACGUUCGAGGCUUACUCCAGCAGGCCCAAGAAGGAUGGUCUCACGUUCAGCGACAUCACGACCAUGUGGGGCGGCAACAGGAAUGUGUUUGACUUUGUAGGCUGGAGCUUUCAGUUCUUCCUGUGGACGUUCUUGUGGGCGCUUGCGGCGGAUCCGGUCACUGGAGUCUUGAGCAAAGAGGAUGUCUUGAAGCAGUAUGACGGUACACUCUACUACGAACUCGAAGACCGCCGCAAAACCACAAAGCUGCCCUGGUACCGCGGCGGCACUGGGUUCGGUAGCCCCGCGUCCACGCCCGGAGCGACCAAAAUCAAGCAUACCGCGCGUAAAGUCGCUCAGGACGUCAAACAGGGCGUUGGGUUGAAGGCUCAAUAGAUGCUCUUGGUGUGGCAGAGUGGAUGAGCGCGCGGAAGGGAAGGGGAACGCGAGGGAAAUACAUUACUGGGAGAGGAGAGGAGGAAAGGGAGGAAUGGGAAUGCGCCAAAACAGGACGGGCAAGGUCUGCAGGAUUGGGUGGAGAGCAGGCUCGGAGGCUUGUCGAUAUGGAUGCACUACUUUGAAAUCAUAUCUGUACUAUAUUUUUUCUUCACUCGUGCGACCACCCCGCUUGCGAGCAGGAGGGGUCUGGCAUGGCACAGCUUUUGUAUCAUUUACAAUAUGUUUUUUUUCGUAUUCGAAGCGGCUAAAAUGAAACACUGGGAAUUGAGUGCAUAUCACUUGGGG